AUGGCCUCUGACCUGAUUACCUGUAUUGGUUCUGCAGUAGAUGAUCUGCAGUUCCUGGUGGACUCGGGUGUUGCUAAUUUAAAUUCGGGAAUCAAGUUGCUGAUGUUCAAGUUAAGGAAUAUUAGAACAUUUCUUUUCUCCGCCAAGAUCUUGAGCAAUGACGAUCCAACUCUCGGAUCUCUUUUGCUAGCCAUUGAAGAUUUUGUUUGUGACAUUGCGAAACGAUUUCACACCGCGUGCCUUUUUCUGUGUGGUGAAGCAACUAGUGAGCAAUUUGAUACCGAUAUUCUUGAUCCUGAUUCAGAGGCCGGGUUCGGGGAAGAUUUUACAACUUGGGACGAACAAAUAAGUGAAUUCUAUGUCGUUAUCUUGGAGGAUAUCCAGAGGCAAUCAUUCCGUCUCUCGGCGGAUUCAGUUUCGAGUAUCAUGGUUUCUGUACUUCAGAAUCUAGAGGCGUUCCACAGCUUGGAAUGGGAGGCUAAUGGUGAAAUUCUAGGAGAACCCAUGAAAGCAUUGGAAGAGCAGAUGAAGUUGUUGAGAAAUCUCGCCGCCUUUGUGUCGCGUGCUGUUGAUUCCGAUGCUUGUAAAGAUUUAUGUGCGCAUGUUGAAGUUUUUUCUAUCAAUGCUGCAUUUCUCCUUUUCAGGUGUGAUCCUGAAAAGUGUGAUGAAAGUAUUUGUGGCGAAAUGCUGUUAUGGAUUUCGGUGUUGAUACAGCGUAUCAUGCCCGUUGAUCCUCAGGUCUAUAACACUUACACUGAGGUCCUGAAUAGCUCAAAGUCAGGGAGGAGAUCUCUUGCUCCUGCUGAUCGAGACGUGGGCGAAGAGGAGAAUUAUGCAAGACAAUUCCUUGAAUCUCUCAUGUCUAAUGUUUUGGAGAUGCCACAACUCUGUGCUCAUGCAGUUUCUAUGCUGGAUCAACUCCAACAACUUUAUGACGGACUUGGAUCCUUGAGAACCAUUCUUUCUCACCAGCCAAACAAGUUUGAUUUGGAAACUAAAGACCACAUUUUCGAUCUGGUAUGUGAUGCCGCGGUUUUGAAUUUCACAUCACACCAAACUCAUGUAAUAAAAGAUCAUGAACUUCAACAUUUGUUGAACGCAAUCAGCAGGCUGAUUGCUGCUGAGCUGAGGGAAGAAAGUGCGACACCAGAAUCAAUGUUCAACAUUGUUCCAACCACUGCUCCAUUGUCUUUUGUUGAUUUUUUGUUGGAAAAGCUGGAGGAGCUGACAAGUUGUGAAGCUGAAACAAAUUCAAGGGGAUAUCCCCAAAUUAUUAAAGAUGAACUUGUCUUCUUGAGAUCUUUCAUGGGAGAUAUUGCUGAGCUACGCCAUGAAAAGAAGGAGCUCCAAACUCUGUGGGAUCAUACUAUGGAGCUGGUUUACAAGGUAGAGCAUCUCAUUGACUACCUAGUAGUUUGUGAUCUUUCAGAUUCCUUUGUAGCAUCAUUUGAUUCCAUCAUGAAACUUUUCGGGAGCAUUAAGAUGGAAGUUGAAAUCUGGAAAUCAGAAAUCACUCUCCAGAGAUUAACCAUGACUCAUUGUGCUGUGCCACCUCAAAGAACUCUAUCAUUACAUAAUGAUGUUGUCGGCUUUCUUGACGAAGCAGAAUCCAUCACAAACCGGCUCACACGGGGCUCAAAGAAAUUACAGAUCGUGGCUAUUGUAGGUAUGCCGGGACAAGUACAGAUUGUGUGGCGCAGUUUAAAAAGAAUGAGAUAUCUCAUUCUUUUGGAUGACAUUUGGGAAGCUGAAGCAUUGAGUAGCUUGAAAGAAGCUUUCCCUGAUGAUCAUACGGCAAGUAGAAUCAUGCUGACAAGUCGUCAUCAUGAUAUUUCCACCAGUGCAGAACCUCACAUGCUUAGGCCAUUCAAUGAAGACGAGAGUAUGGAUUUGUUACAGAGGAAGUUAUUUGGUGGAAGUGGUUGGCCGGCUGAAUUAGUUGAUCUUGGGAUAGAAAUUACUGAAAUUUGCAAGGGAUUACCUCUGACAAUCGUAAUUGUAGCUGGUGUUCUAGCAUCGACACAGACAAAAGGUUGGAGGACGAUUUUAGGUGGUUUAAGAUCAGGAACAAUCUCGAGUACAGAACAGUGCUGGAACACAUUGGAGCUGAGUUACAAGCAUUUACCAGAGCACUUAAGGCCUUGCCUUCUGUAUUUUGCAAUGUUUCCUGAAGAUGAAGAGAUUUCAGUGAGGAAAUUGAUUUCUCUAUGGGCAGCUGAAGGAUUUAUCCGGAAAGAUGAGACUAAACGCAUUGAAGACAAAGAUGAGACGGAACAUUUUGAAGAUGUUGCUGAAGAAUACUUGAAACAUUUGGUUGGUAGAAGUUUAAUUUCAGUUGCCAAACAAAAGUCCACCGGUGGAGUGAAAGCCUGCCGCAUCCAUGACUUGCUUCAUGAAUUUUGCUUGCAUAAAGCCAAAGAUGGAUGGUUUUUCUCUAUUCUACCAGACAUGGAUAAGUUGUCCUUCCUGGCAAUUCGAGGCUGUAUGCCGGACAUCCCAUUAUCAAUAGGUAACCUCUCUAAUCUGGAAACAUUUAUUCUAAAUCAUUUAGCAGAGAACAAGACUGUUUCAUUGCCAGAUAGUUUUUGGAAUCUCCAGAAGUUGAGGUAUUUUUACAUGACUUGUCAAGUUGGUGUUUUCCCCAUGGAGAAUAGUGCCAACUCAUCGGAUUUAUGUGAGUUGGAUUGGCUUUCUGGUAUAGCUAUUCCUUGUCAUCCACAUGACAUGGAACAGUUACUACUGAAGUUUCCAAACAUCCGGAAGUUAAAAUGCACCCUUUUAAAAUCUCCAAAAAUGCUAAUAAAUCAUGUCAAGAUUGUAGUCCCGCAGAUUUUGUGCCAGCUAGAAUCACUUAGUAUAUCUCUGUCCUAUGAUGGAGUAACUCACAGUGAGUUUAGUUUGCCUGCAAAUCUCAAGAAACUCACGCUGUCAAACUUUCCGUUGUCUAGUAGCAGUCUAUCAACCAUUUCUAGAUUGUCAAAUCUAGAAGUCCUCAAAUUUGAAGAUGUGCACUUCAAAGGAAACACAUGGGAAAUGGAAGAAGCAGAAUUUUCCAAGCUUAGAAUCUUGCAAUUGACAUCCUGGUGUCUAUUGUCGUGGACUGCUUCUGACGAUCAGUUUGACCUUCUUGAGAAGCUGGUGUUGGUGAGAUGUGGAAGUUUGAAAGAGGUGCCUUCUUAUCUAGACUAUAUUCCAACGGUUGAAGUGAUCGAGCACAGGUAUUGUUCGAAGAAAGUAAUGGAAUUAGUAGGAAACAUUAAGGAAGCACAAGAGAACUACGGAAAUUCAGAGCUGAAGAUCAUUAAUGUCAAAUCAGGCUGA
Oldenlandia corymbosa var. corymbosa is the source of this 3321-nucleotide messenger RNA. NCBI's taxonomy places the organism in Eukaryota, Viridiplantae, Streptophyta, Magnoliopsida, Gentianales, Rubiaceae. The record is from the annotation of a GenBank genome assembly.